Molecule: messenger RNA, 2531 nt
Organism: Oncorhynchus masou masou (cherry salmon)
Lineage: Eukaryota; Metazoa; Chordata; Actinopteri; Salmoniformes; Salmonidae
Product: nuclear envelope integral membrane protein 1-like
Exons: 9
Coding region: 16-1320 (434 amino acids)
Cellular component (GO): nuclear envelope
Source: RefSeq, a predicted model, not a curated record
GUGUAGACUUCUGUCAUGGCGGGAUACAUGAAAUGGAAAAAUGGACCCCUCUCCAAAAUAGUUUUGCUAAUUGUGCUUUUAUGUAUAUUAGGUUCACACCAAACCUCAGGAAGUAAUAUCAACAUAAUCAAUAUCAAAGAUGGCCAGGAGUCUGACAGAACAGGGUCGAGUCACUUCUGCUAUCUCAACCCAAUUGUUCCAGGUUGGAAGGAAACAUGGACAAGAAUCCAGAUUCGAGUCUGGAGCUCGAAACAGCUGAAGGUGACUGUUGUGGAGGAUGAGGAGAAGCUGCAGGAACUAGAACACUUCAGUGUCUGGGGUCUUGUGCAGUACCUAAUGCUUGAGCAGACCAAUGAAACCACCAUCAGCAUCAGCCUGUUCAGCCCAAAGACCUGCUUCAAGAUCGACCCCAUCAACCUUGGAGCACAAUACACUGUAAUGCCCAUACGAAAAUUUGACAUUUACAUGUUUGUGACAUUCCUGGCUGGAGUGCUGUUAUUCAUCUUUGCAGACUCACUCAGCAGGAGUCAGGUAUUCUAUUACUCUGCUGGCAUGAGCACAGGUAUGAUUGCCUCCCUUAUCAUCCUCAUCUUCAUCAUGGCACGCUUUCUGCCCAAGAAAAGCCCAUUUUACAUGGUAAUAGUUGGUGGCUGGUCCUUUUCCAUUUACAUCAUCCAGCUUGUGUUCAGGAACCUGCAGAUGAUUCUGAGAGAGCACUGGCACGUGGCUUUUGGCUAUGCUGCAGUGGUUGGGUUUAUCAGUUUUGCCGUGUGCUAUCGUCAUGGCCCUCUUGUGGAGGAAAGGAGUAUAAAUAUCCUGUCCUGGACACUGCAGUUGUUUGGCCUGCUACUGAUCUACAGUGGGAUCCAGGUUCAGCAAGUGGCGUUGGCCAUCAUCGUGGCUGCCUUCUGCUCUAAGAACCUGGAGUAUUCCAUUUCAUUGAUCCUUCUGGCUUGGCGCAAAGUCACGCCAACUCUGCGCUGGAAGCCAGAGCCUCGUCGGCUGCUGACUGAAGAGGAGUUCCAGAAACAGGGGGAGGUGGAGACGCAGCAUGCCCUGGAGGAGCUGAGGAAGUACUGCAGCAGUCCAGACUUCAGCAAAUGGAAGACCGUCUCUCGACUUGCAUCCCCAAAAAGGUUUGCCGAUUUUGUGGAGGGAUCACCUCACCUGAUAUCGAAUGAGGUUUCUGUGCACGCGCAGGAAUAUGGAUCGUUCUUUGAGGAUGAUUUCUUUGACACGGAUGAGGAAGAUGAUGAUGACGAGAAUAUGAUGAAUGCUUUGAAAAAAGAAGACCUUGGAUGGAAAGACAGAGACUUGUGAAGGUGAAUAGAUGUGAUUAUUUUCCUGUAGCAAGGUUAAUGGAGCAUAGUGCUGACUGGCUUUCAACCCCUACAGCUCUCCUCCAACCAUAAGACAGGUGCUCAUGAAUCGCCAUGGAGAUGGUGGAAUCUGGCCAUUGCUAAGCCUGUGAGCUAAUGUCUGGCAUCCAGGUUGCGGCAUACAUUAUAUUGUACACUGAGUGUACAAAACAUUAGUAACACCUUCUUAAUAUUGAGUUGCUCCCCCUUUUGCCCACAGAACAGCCUCAGUUUGUCGGCGCAUGGACUCUACAAGGUGUUGAAAGCGUUCCACAGGGAUGCUGGCCCAUGUUGACUCCAAUGCUUCCCACAGUUGUGUCAAGUAGGCUGGAUGUCCUUUGGGUGGUGGACCAUUCUUGAUACACACGGAAAACUGUUCAGCUUAAAAAAAAACAGCAGCGUUGCAGUUCUUGACACACUCAAAUCGGUGCGCCUAGCACCUACUACCAUACCCCAUUCCAAGGAACAUUUUUGUCUUGCCCAUUCACCCUCUGAAUGGCACACAUACACAUACAAUUCAUGUUUCAAUUGUCUCAAGGCUUAAAAAUAAAAAAAAGUUACCUGUUUUCUUCCCUUCAUCUACACUGAUUGAAGUGGAUUUAACAAGUGACAUCAAGAAGGGGUCAUAGCUUUCUCCUGGUCAGUCAGUCAUGGAAAGAGCAGGUGUUCCUGAUGUUUUGUAUACUCAGUGUAGAUUGCUUAUCGCAACCACCUGUUUUGGUUAUCGACACAGAGCCAGAUUCUGACUUGAGAAAUGAGACUGUAGUGUUUCUCAAAUUAGGAUUGAGUCCUGUGUUUGAAUUAAUCUGAGAAACCUAUUGGUCAGUAAGUAAAGGUUUAUGACCACUAAGAAUGGGGUAUUUUAUUUUCUUGGAGGAAUGUCACAACUUUAUCUUGGUCUUAACUGCAAGGUAAUUUUUCAACAUUUGUUAUCUUUGGUAUUGUUGUUGAUUUUACGUAACAAUUUUUUGUGUCAUCAAACACGUGUCGAUGUAAACGGGGAGCAAUUCAUAGCUGACAAGUUUUUUUUUUUUUAAGAAAAAAAAGGCAAACUGACAUCUGUUGGAAGAAAUUCAUAUUUUGGUAUUUAAAGCACGAUGUUUAUCGCCAUUGAGCUUGAAUUUAUAUCAUUUUAAAAAUGUAUGGGAAUAAAAACAGUCAUGUGUAAGUGUA